AUGAGUACUACAACGGCAAAGGAAAUUAUGCCAGAAGAACUGCCUGUGUACACUGACCUCAGCCAGCAGUUUGUACCGUUUGAGGAAUCCGACCAAUCUGCUACACCACCUGUAAGCACUGCAGAAUCCGGCAGAUCUGCUACACCACCUUUGACCAUUGAAGAAAAUGAAUCUGAUGAACAACCAGAAAAUUGCUAUGAUGAAACAGUAAAUCGAUCUCCUAAUAGCCAUUAUCAUCGGAAUGUCAGCGGAUGUGAAGCACCGAAAAUGUUAGAAGAGGUCAAAGUGGCGGAUGGAGGAUCGGGAGCAACUGCACGGAUAUCUAAACAAUUCCGGAAGCGAAAUGCAAGGCGAAGAGGAGGGAAUGGACUGUGCCCACCGCAUCCACCGGAAGAUGUGCCAGUUGUGAAUUGGAGUGAGCCAAGCGAAAUCAAGCAUAUAUUUCCAAAGACGUAUAACUACGUGGUGUACGCUCAAGCGCGCUACAGUUCUCAGUAUCUUAACUUGUCAAAGUGGAGAAAGGAAUUUGAUUUUUUCCUUGAUAAAUAUAAAUACUGGUGUGAUAUCAUUCAAAAAAAACAACUCACUGACCAUAAAGAAAUCACCAAAGCGAAACAACUUGUGGGACAGCUCAGAUGGUUGCUGGAUCACUGUUGGGAAGGCGUUGAAAGCAAAUCUUUAGUACCAGAAAUGUUGUGGAGAGCUCGAAAGGAGGAAACUCGAAGAUGUGAACAAUUACUAAUUCGUAAGGAAUAUUACAAAAGGGAAGUACUGAUGAAGACCGCUGUACCAUCAUUAUCUCGAUGUGCGAAUGCCAAUAUACAAAAAGCUUUGGGGAGAUAUGACGAUGAUCGCAGCUGUUCGCUUAAAGAUAAUACAAUGAAGCUUUCGUCCAUGUUUCAGAGAAAGACUGUGGGACAGGCUGAAAUCGACGACAACGUUAUUGGGUUAUCGGAAUCGACAUUAUCUAAUAAAAUAGAGAGAGAAGAGGAGCAAGAAGACGACCUGUCGAAUUUUUGGAAAGAGCGUGGUCAAAUUAUCAAGAAAAAAGCGCACCUCUUUUCGGUCCAGUUCUUAGUACGUCGUUGGGCAGGUGUGCUAAAACAUCUGCAAACGCCAUCAGGAAUAAUGCGGUCGUUAUUUGAUCGUAAUGUCAUGCAAAAUCGUUUGGAACAAUACGUUCAAGAUUUGGCAGCCACGUAUGAAAAGAUUAAAGAUUCAGAUGAUUUCGACGAGCAAAUCAUUCACGUUCUUUUACGGCGGGAUGUGUUAUUGAAAGAGGAAUUGUGUGAUAAUGGUUUGGAAUCACUCACCAACAACUGGAUUAUUUUCGAAUCGAAAUCACCCAAAGCUUUCAAAAAAAAACUGGAUAAAGAAAUGAGUUCCCGAGAACCAUCGAAAUCACCGGAGAAGUUUUCGUCCUCAAACACUUCUUCGACAUUGCUGAAAGUGAGGGACUAUCUGGAUGAUGACGUAAAAUCUGCUACAACAACUACAUCGAAUUCCAGAACAGGGCAAGUGAAGUAUGAUCCAUCAGAGGUCACGAAUAUGAUGCAGCUUGCUGCAACACGAGACAAUGGAGCGAGCAUGUCAGGUAGAUCUGGUUUAACAGCUAGAGCUGAAAUCCCUCGCCCUGUGGCAAUUAAACCAUCUAACUUAACAGAAGAUGAAAAAAAUCGAUUGGAGUUGCAAGAAGUUGUAGCAGUGGAGGGAUUGUGGGCAGCAUUUGCCAAAACGGAAACACCAAAAUUCAAAGAUGACAAACCAAUACUGGAUGCUAUUGAAGCUGUUCUAAACUCAUGCAGGAGUUAUCGAGCAGUGCUUGAAGUUCCUCUACCAAAAACGCUUGCAGACUUACGACGUAACGUGAAAUUCCGCAAAAUUCAUGAAGCAGUAGCACUUCUGCAAGCGUUGAUAAUUCAGAGACACGAAGCAAAAACAGGUCGUCGAGUUGAUCUAACUCUUUUUGAAACUCCGGAAAUUAGAAGACUCCGAACACAAUUUGCUCCUUCAGCUGCAGUAUACAAUUCGAAUCCUGCCGUUUCAGUGGGGCCAACAAAAAUUGUUUCUCAGAUUUCAAGUUCAUCUGGCGCAAAAUUUUCGGAAAAUGACAUUAAGCAGGAACUGGAUGGGUUACCACCCAAAAAGAAGCAAAAACAACUGGAUGGAAAAGUAACUGAAUCUGGUAAGAAUGAAUUGGGAAGAGAAGCGAAAUUGGAGAAAAUUGAUGGCGGCAUCGAAAUGUUGACUACGAAUCGCCCAAAGCGUAAUAUUAAAGCACCACAAAGAUUCAUAUUCGAUGACGAAGAAAAAGAAGAGGAAAAAAAGAAAAAAACGAUGACGCGUGAACGGACAAAAACUGCCAAAGGGAAUAGUUCAAAAAUAAUAGAAAAACUGAAAAAUACAUCGCAGCAUACCAGUAGCCGGAAAGGAAAUCGUGAAAAAAAGGCUGAUUCGUCAGCGACGUCAAUGGAGUUAUCAAACAUGGAAACAAUUGUGGUAAUUCCAGAAGAUGAUAAUAUGGAUAUAAAUGACCGUAAUUAUUGGCCCUCAAACACUGAUGACGGAAUGCUUUUGGAUCUAGAUUUAGUUGACGUAACAGCUGAGCAUGAAUUCAAAUGUGAAUGUGAUGGAAUAGUGCGUGAUGUGUUUCGAUAUAUCGGCACUUGGAAAAAUGGUACUGCUAAAAAAGUAAGCAGACGUGUAUAUGAACUAUGGACGAAUCGCAAGAUUGCUGGAACAAGCGGACAAGUAACUACUGAAGAAAACAAGAGCAAGGAAACAGAAAGUACAACUGAACAGCAGCGAUCAAUAUCGCCAGAAAUUGUACAACAGAAACAGAUAUCGUCCACCGAUUUAUUGACAUAUCCGGAUGAUAAUGGUAGUUCGAACCAACUGUUGGUAAACCACAACAGUGUCUCAAGCAUUUACUCGAAUGAUUCUAGCAAUCGUUUGUCAAAUACCGGACCAUGUAGCUCUCAAAAUAUCGCGUCUAGAAGUACUUCCGGAGAACAGAAUGAAGAUGGGGAUUGUGGUCCCUGGCGACAAGUAGCAUUUCGAAAGGAGGCGUCGCUGAGUGGACCAGCAAAAAUGGACAAAUUGAAAACGCAGUAUGACCAUUUGCUUAUGAUUUCGGAAAAGAAUUAUGUGGAAAAGUUGUACUCAGAAUGGAUGUAUGUUCCGGAAGGUGGUCCAUUCGAUGAUAGAAUAAAACAUAUAAGGCAGUUUAUUCAAGAACUGGAAGAUGUACUCAAGCAACCAAACUCAACAUGGAGAGAUUAUUUCAACAUGAAAAAAUACUUGCAAACACUGAUUGAUAACGUUAUGGUUGAUUUCAGUGCGUUAUCUGGACAAGCUGCAUCUCCUCAUCUUUUGCUUACAUCUGAUACGGCGUUUUCGUCCAGCAGAAGUACCAUGAGUGAUGUCGGACGUGAUAAUGCCGAUAUUUCGAUUAGGCCAAAUUCGAAUUGAAUAACAUUGCGAUUUGCCCUCUGCAUGGAUUAGUCGGUUAUUGAUUUUUUUGCAAUUUCCUAUCUUUUUAAAGAAAAGAAUUGUCAUUUAUUCCGUUUAAUAUGGAAUUGGGAUGUUUUUCAUGUAUUUGUGGUAGCUAACUUCUAUCCCUAAUUACCACAGAUCUCGUGCCUGUGUCAGGUUCACGAUUUCAUAGAUUUCCUACUUUUGGAAAUGCUGGAUCCGAAGGAAGAAAUAUGCUUUAAACGUGGUUCAAGUUCUUUUCAAUUUAGUGCGGCUUUCACUUUGAGCUUGUGCAGAUUUAAGCAACGUUCCCAUAUCGAAAACAGUUUUUCGGAAGUUUUAUUUAUAGCUUCUAUAAAAUUAAACUUUCUUAGUCGUUC
Messenger RNA from Loa loa (African eye worm), 3854 nucleotides. RefSeq lists its product as hypothetical. The record is from RefSeq and is a predicted model, not a curated record. NCBI's taxonomy places the organism in Eukaryota, Metazoa, Nematoda, Chromadorea, Rhabditida, Onchocercidae. The coding region runs from base 1 to 3471 and encodes 1156 amino acids. The transcript has 20 exons.